AUGGUUGAGACAGUCAAUACAACCAGGGAUACGAGUAGUACCAGCGAGAUUGUGGAUUCAACCAACAAUUUGGAGCAGGAAAAGGAAGUACAAGAUAAUGACGAGAACAUUAACGAUGAUAAUGAUGAUGAUGAAAAUAAGGACGAAAAUUUCAAAGAGGAAUUUAUGUAUUACGAAGACCCGAUAGAUGAUGAUCCAAAUAAUGUUGAACCAAAUAAUGCGGAGGAAGGGGAAUUAGAAAUUGACACAAACGACGACGACGAUGAAGACAAGACAUAUAUUGACCAUGAAACAUAUCGUGUUUUUUUUACAGCAGCUUUUAGAGGCAAGACGUUUAAGUGUUGCCAAACAUAA
Messenger RNA from Paramuricea clavata, 354 nucleotides. NCBI's taxonomy places the organism in Eukaryota, Metazoa, Cnidaria, Anthozoa, Malacalcyonacea, Plexauridae. The record is from the annotation of a GenBank genome assembly.